Messenger RNA from Musa acuminata AAA Group (dessert banana), 3551 nucleotides. Its product is annotated as pentatricopeptide repeat-containing protein At3g05340-like. Gene Ontology annotation, cellular component: intracellular membrane-bounded organelle. The transcript has a single exon. The record is from RefSeq and is a predicted model, not a curated record. Gene Ontology annotation, biological process: RNA modification. Lineage: Eukaryota; Viridiplantae; Streptophyta; Magnoliopsida; Zingiberales; Musaceae. The coding region runs from base 169 to 2022 and encodes 617 amino acids. Gene Ontology annotation, molecular function: protein binding; RNA binding.
UUCGAGGUUCUGUUUUCAUUCAUAAUUAAAAUUAUUUUUUUUAUAAAUUUUAAUAUUUUUUAGAAUUUUUAAAGUUAGGAAUAUGAAUUAGGGAGGGAAAUUUAGUGAAAAGAUUGUGAUUUCGACCAUUUGUUUCGGCUUGCAGUUGAUUCGAGACGCUACAAGGAGAUGAGACAUGGGAAUCUGCCUCUCAACUAUGCACAGCUGAGUUCUCUCCUCUCCCUCUGUGGUCGGGAUGCCAAGUGUCGUCUCGGCUCAUCGCUUCACGCUGCUAUCAUAAAAAAUGCCGACCAUUUUAGCUUCGACGGCUGUAGCAAUCAUCGCUACGUCAUGGUUGUGUGGAAUGCGCUGAUCUCCAUGUACUCCAAAUGCGGCCAGCUGCUUGAUGCAACGAAGGUGUUUGAUCAAAUGCGGUACAGAGACUCGAUUUCUUGGAAUUCGGUCAUCUCAGGCUGUUUGAUUAGGAAUGAUUGGGAACGAGGGUUCUGGUACUUCAGGGAUAUGCGGCGCUCUGCGAUCGGGAGUUGCGACCAUGCGACCUUCACGACUGUUUUGUCGAUAUAUGUGGAAAUGGAACUCCUUCUUGGGAUCACAAUGGUGCAUGCUUUGACGAUUCGUAGUGGUUACGAGCAGGCGACUUCAGUAGGGAAUGCUCUCAUAAGUGCGUACUUCAAACAUAGGUGCUCGAAUUCAGCACAAAAGGUGUUUGACGGAAUGCUGGAGAGAAAUGUCAUAACAUGGACCGCUAUGAUUUCUGGACUCGCUCAAAGCCUAAUGUGCAAGGAGAGCCUGGCGCUGUUUCAACAUAUGCGUCGUGUUGAACAAGCUAAUUCUUUGACAUACUCAAGUUCACUACUUGCAUGCUCUGGGUUGGUUGCCCUUCAUGAAGGACAACAGAUUCAUGGGCUCAUAGUGAAGUCUGGGUUUCUCACGGACCUGUGUGUUGAGAGCGCUCUAAUGGAUCUGUACGCAAAAUGUGGCAUGAUGGAAGUUGCACUUCAGCUCUUUCAGGCUUGUAAACAUCCUGACCAUGUCUGCCUCACGUUGAUUUUAGUUGGUUUGUCACAGAAUGGAUUGGAGGAAAAAGCAUUUAAGCUUUUUGCUGAGAUAGUUGGGUCCGGGAUGGAGAUGGACGCAAACAUGUUCUCAGCUGUGUUGGGUGCAUUUGGUCCCUCUGCACCCUUCUCUCUAGGCAAGCAAAUACACUCGUUGGCCGUUAAGAAGUCUUUGGGAUCGAAUGUUUUUGUUUCCAAUGGGCUGAUCAACAUGUAUGCCAAAUGUGGCGAAUUGCAGGACUCCUCCAAAAUUUUUAAACAAAUGGAGAUUAAGAAUUCAGUGUCAUGGAAUUCAAUUAUAGCAGCCUUUGCCUGUCAUGGUCAUGGUUCAGAGGCACUUCGGCUAUACGAGCAUAUGAAAGCAGAAGGCAUGGAGCCGACGGAUGUCACGUUCUUAUCCUUGCUUCAUGCAUGCAGUCAUGUUGGUUCUAUCGAGAAAGGUAUGGGCUUCUUAAAGUCGAUGUCCUUGGAUCAUGGAAUCAUGCCAAGGAUGGAACAUUAUGCCUGUGUCGUGGACAUGCUGGGCCGAGCCGGACUUUUGGAUGAUGCCAAGAGGUUCAUAGAAGAUCUACCUUUGAAUCCUAAUGCUCAUCUUUGGCAGGCACUGCUUGGUGCUUCUAGCAUUCAUGGAAAUCUGGAAAUGGGAAGAUAUGCAGCAGAGCACUUGCUUCUCAUUGCACCAGAAUGCUCCGCUGCUUAUGUGCUGUUGGCAAAUAUAUAUUCAUCCGACGGGAGAUGGGAAGAACGAGCUAGAAUUUUGAAGAUGAUGAAGGAGAUGAGGGUGAAGAAGGAUACGGGAUCAAGUUGGAUUGAGGUUGAGAAGGAGGUUCACAUUUUUGUUGUGGAAGAUAGGGUUCAUCCCCAAGCUGGGCUCAUCUAUGAGGUACUGAACGAGUUGGUUGCACUCAUUAGAGAUCAGGAGCAUGUGCUGCAUAAAAGGUCUCAGCUAUAUGGCAUCAAAAUAUAGGAAGGUAGGUUGUUAUUCUGGGAGAACUUGGAGAUGUAACCUAUAGCUAUCACAUCCUUGGAGAAGGGCAAAAACUAUGGUAUCUUGAGAUACUUGGCCAUCAAAAUACAUGCCAGAGAAACAAUAAGAUUAUAGAAGUGCUAUCUCUACAGAUUGGGUUAGAUGGAAUCUCGAAACAGAUUGUCUUGGACAGGAUAUUGAGUUGGCAGAUUAUAUUGGAUAAGAGAACUCAUUUGUUCAGUCAAGUCUCAAACUCCAGAUUUGAUACUCGACUUUUUCCAAUGAUCUACUUCUCCAUAAGAGUUAAGACUCCAGUAUUCUUGUGAAUUCUUUUGAAGUUUUCUGUGAUUCAUCAGGGUUAUCUGCAAAGUUUGAGAAAAGCAACUCUUUCUGUGCUCGAAGCGGAAAACUGGUGAAAAAUUAGUAGAGAAAAAAUAAUUGCAGAAGCGAGAAGAGUGCCAUUAAUCUCCCUGAUUUUGGUACUGCAGGCUGCAAAAGUUAGUAGAGAAAAAAUAUUGCAGAAGUGAGAAAUUGGGUUGGAAGUGCUCUCUUUUUGCUGACACACUCCCAACCAGAAGCGGAUUCGGCAUUGGAAAACUGGUGGAAUGGAAUACAAGGGUGGGUCCCAACAUUUUUUGUAGUCGAAUGGAAUAGAUAUGCUGUCUUAUAACUUACAAGCUGUUUUGAGUAAUUGUGGUGCAUCUUUAGAAAAGCAGUAUCGCUUUGAGGUUAAAUGGAUUCAUGAUCUGCAUGCAUAUCAGAGAACUCCAAGUCCAAGUUAUCCACAUGUGGUCUCGGAAGAAUAUGAAGGAUGAAGGAGGUUUUAACUGAAGCACAGGAAAUGUAAGGGGAGAAUUUCUAGCAUGAUUGCUGGAUGGAAGAUGAGGCAAUUGGACUGAAAAAUGAUCAUUCUGUUGUUGCAGAAGCUGAGACGAUUGUUAGUUGCAAAUCGUACUCGUCUUUUGCCAUGUCUACAAAUUCAAAAACGCCUAUCAUCAAAACUGAAGCUGUUGGGAAGAUUUGGGUGUCACAGGAAUCGUCUGAAGCAAGCGCUGGUUCUAUGGUUGGCAGUAGAGGCUCAAUGGAGUUCUUGUUCCAUUUUGACAUUAGGAAGCUGACGUGUAGCUUUUUGCCAUUGCAGAUGUAAACCUUGGAAGGAAGUAGUCGAGGCAAUUCUAUGGUUCAGAUCAGUUGAUUCUCUGGUACAAGACAAAAAAGAACACUGAGCGGAAGUAGAAACCUGUUUUAUUAGCAGCUGUUGUUUGUAUGAAUCGUGACAAAGAAAUCGUAGAUUAUCUUCAGUAGAGAGCUCAAGAGUAAUGGCGUGAUGCAUCAAGUAAUCUCCUACAGCCUAUGUUUGUUUAAUCUUGUGAAUCCACAAACUUCAUUUCAUACUUUGCUCUGUUGGGCUGUUGGGGAAAAUGAUCCAUAACAUUUUUUUUCAUUUGAUAGUUCAGACUGCAUCGGUAUACUUGUAAACAGUCCAAAACAUGCCUUUUUUAACCACCGGUAAGAGAAUUGAACAGGCA